Cuscuta europaea is the source of this 504-nucleotide messenger RNA. The record is from the annotation of a GenBank genome assembly. Lineage: Eukaryota; Viridiplantae; Streptophyta; Magnoliopsida; Solanales; Convolvulaceae.
UAAUAAGACGACCACUUUACUGAAUUCAACCGGUCAAAUCAACAGUGCGUACAUUAAAUGAAGUUGUCUUCUACACUCCAACGGGAAGACUACUCCCUGUAUAUAAGAUACACUUCGAAGGACUGGAACCCUAAGGAAAGAACAAUGAUUCCUCUACGAUUCAAACACUCUCAAACUCAUACAUUCAAAAAGCUCAAGAGCACAACUUCACAGUCUUCAAGAGCAACAAAGUUUUACGUUGGAAAAGAUUAUAAACUUCAUAUCUUUUCUUUCCAACGUGAGAGAAUCAGUCCACCAGUUCUUCAACACUUCCAAAGCCUCAACUACACAUCCUUUGUGACGAAGCUACGUUGGAGAAACUGUUCUUAACUGAAACACUUCUUGCAAAAGAAGGGACGUCUCAAAGUAACUGCAAUAGUGAAGUGGGGAUACUUCAAGGAGACUCAGUGAAAUGAGACCAAUCAUCAGGAAGCCAGGAAGAGCAUCUCGGGUGACAGCUAGGCU